Pyricularia oryzae 70-15 is the source of this 1426-nucleotide messenger RNA. RefSeq lists its product as uncharacterized. The transcript is spliced from 2 exons. The coding region runs from base 299 to 1282 and encodes 327 amino acids. Gene Ontology annotation, molecular function: peptidase activity. NCBI's taxonomy places the organism in Eukaryota, Fungi, Ascomycota, Sordariomycetes, Magnaporthales, Pyriculariaceae. The record is from RefSeq and is a predicted model, not a curated record.
GCUGAUUGUGCGCUAGUUGCAAGGUCAUGCACAAACAAAGUCGACAACUCACAUGGCAGAGGCUGACUUGGAUUCCAAGCCACUGACGAUGGUCGCCUGCCAAGCAACCAUGGCCCCUCCAAAAUCGUCAUCCCGGUGCUUCCAGGUGGGACCUGCCUCUGUUCCCGAUCUACGCGGCGCCGUAAAUCUCGGUACUUAUUCGUCGUACCUUGGUUAGACGAGACGAUAUUGUUGCAGUUAAUUUUAUAAAUUUUCAUAAAAGGCGCAUCUGCCUCCUAAUCUCUACAAUCUACGCGCCAUGGGUUUCGACGCCUGGUCCAAGAAGCUUACCAAGGCUUCCGAGGCCACGCAACAAUUCAUCAACAAAAAAUGGGAAGAGGGCAAAGAAACCAUUAAUGAGCGGCGCGCUCGUGCCGCCGCAGAAGAAGAGGCGGCCAAGGCGGCAGCGGCCGAGGCCCAGCUGGCCAAGGAGCGGAAUGAGUUCCUGGCUCCUAUCAAGGCCAAGCUAGAAGCCAGCAGCAGCCCCGCGCCCAACCCGGCCGAGGCUCCCGCGGCUGAGUCAACGGCAAGGGACGCGCCGGGUGCCGCGACGUCGUACCACGACAUGGAGCAGCCGCUCGAGUUCAGCCGCGACUCGCACAAGGCCGUGCUGCUGGUGACGACGCCCAUCGAGUUUGGCCCCAUCGAGCUGAGCAAGCAGUCGUACCGGCUCCUGGCACGGCACGUCGGCAUGAGCAUGGACAGCAUCUGCCACUGGGCACUGUGCGUCAUCGACCGCGGCGUCGGCAAGAGCUGGGCCUACGACCUCAUGAGCGACCGUCUAGAGCUCAACAUGAUCGGCAAGAACGUCUUUCGCAUCAACGAGGUCACGCCAGAGUACGUCCAGACCUGGAGCUCAGCCUACUACGUCGGCGAGACCACAAAGUCGCACGAAGAGGUCAAGAUGCUGGGCGAGACGCACAUGGCCCUGAAUCCAAAGUACAGCCUCCUCGAGAGCAACUGCCAGCACCUGGCCGAGACGCUGAUGAAGGCCUUGUGCGAUGGGAGAAUCGUGAGCCAGCACAAGCUGGAUGAGGAGCUGAAAAUGGUAUCCCCCAAGAUGGCCAUGGACAUGAUGAUGAACAAACUGGAUUUCAAGCUGGAUAGCUCAGACUCCAAGGGAGCUGUGGACAGCAAUGAGGUCAAGAACGAGGUUAAUAUUAUUGGGGAGCUAUGGGGAAGGGUGAAGAAGUACCGCAACGAUGACAAGAAGUCGGGGAAGGAGGAGAAGGAGAAGAAAUGAUGAAUGACCAUGAUGAGAAGCGAGAUCUAGACUUGGACUUUUCUAUUGCGAUACCUCAUGGACUCAAGGACACGUCAUGCUUUUGCAAGCGGACUUUUGUUUUUGCAUGAGCCAGCAUCUAGUCAUGAUAACGAUGAUUUAAUG